Molecule: messenger RNA, 2392 nt
Organism: Vanessa atalanta (red admiral)
Lineage: Eukaryota; Metazoa; Arthropoda; Insecta; Lepidoptera; Nymphalidae
Product: UNC93-like protein
Exons: 11
Coding region: 99-1565 (488 amino acids)
Biological process (GO): regulation of muscle contraction; regulation of potassium ion transport
Cellular component (GO): striated muscle dense body; plasma membrane
Molecular function (GO): potassium channel regulator activity
Source: RefSeq, a predicted model, not a curated record
UUUGUAAUAAUUACCUCGUCAAAAUAGUUUAAAUUAAAAAAAAAAGUUUGAGUAGUGCAAGAAUAUCUAUUAAGGAUCGACAGGAUAUAGAGUUCACGAUGCCAACUACGGUGGUUUUUGGUAAGAACGAGAAGUGGAGGAUAAAUCGGAACAUCUUCGUAUUGGGUUUCGCCUUCAUGGUGCAUUUCACGGCGUUCCAUGGCGCUGCUAACCUACAAAGCUCCGUGAACACCGACGCCGCGGCUGGAACCUUCACGCUAGCGGCUAUAUACUUUUCUCUAAUAUUAUCGAAUAUAUUUCUACCAGCUUUGGUUAUAAAGUGGCUUGGCUGUAAAUGGGCAAUCGCAGUUUCUUUUAUAGCAUACAUGCCUUUCAUAGCUGCUCAAUUCUACCCGUAUUUGCACACGCUGGUACCAGCGGGAAUGAUGGUCGGUUUCGGUGGUGGCCCUCUCUGGUGCGCUAAAUGCACAUACUUGUCUGUUGUGGCAGAACCAUACGCGAAGUUAUCAGGUGUACCAGCAGAGGUGCUUGUGGUUAGAUUCUUUGGACUAUUCUUCAUGUUCUACCAAAUGGCACAGAUAUGGGGUAAUCUGGUGUCUUCAGCAAUUUUAUCUUCAUCACUCGGGGACGUGACGCUUUUGAUGAAUGAAACAUACAUUGAGGCACCUAAAGUAGCGGCGCUCAUGAAUUAUACUAUAUCUACGCCUGACUAUGGUUCCACUUGCGGAGUUAACUUUUGCAGUGGUAGCGAUGCGCAUGAAAACACAAAUUUAGAGACGCCAUCUCCGGUUAAGAUUCAGUUGAUCGCAGGUGUUUACCUUGCUUGUAUGGCUGCAGCGAGCAUUCUCGUCGUCAUUGGUGUGGAUUCAUUAAGCAGAUAUAAUACUGGACGUCAACCGAUGGCCCAAGGCAAGUCAGGGUUCCAAUUGCUGGCGGUUACGCUUCGCCAACUCAGGCACAAGUACCAAUUGUUGUUACUGCCCGUUAUCGGUUACAUCGGCGCUGAACAAGCAUUCAUGGCGGCGGACUUUACGCAGGCUUUUGUGGGGUGUGCAUACGGGAUUAGCAAUAUCGGUUUCGUGAUGAUUUGCUUUGGAGUUUUCAAUGCUCUGGCGGCACCAGUAGCGGGUGCUAUUGUUAAAAUAACCGGUCGUUUUCCAGUCAUGGUGAUUGCUCUCCUCUUGAAUAUCUGUUUGUUGACGUCGCUGUUGAUGUGGAGGCCAGAUCCUAAGCAAUGGCUGGUUUUCUUCAUACUGGCCGCGAUCUGGGGAACCGCAGACGCUGUGUGGCUUGUCCAAGUAAACGCUCUCUCGGGGAUCCUGUUCCCGGGUAACGAGGAAGCAGCUUAUUCUAACUUUCGUUUAUGGGAAGCGACUGGUAGUGUGCUCUCAUAUGCAUCAGCACCAUAUCUAUGUGUGAGGACCAGGUUAUACGUUCUGGUGGGUCUUCUAAUCUUAGGAUUCUCAGGAUACACGACCAUCGAACUAAUGGAGUAUCGCGUGAAGCGUCAUCAUAAUGAAGAAAGGAAGUUCGAAUUAGUUGCAGAGAAAGCUGACCAAGAAUAGAACGUACUACCAUUUACAUAAUUUAUUAAACGAUGUGAUAAAUCUUUUAGUUAUUAAUAGACUUAUCAAAUAAUUUCUAGCCUUAAAUUUGAUUAAUGGUGUAUAAUUAACUAUUUUUUUGUUCACAAAGUUUUUGACCAACGUCACAAAAAGACCAAGUCAAUUCAAAGUUGGCAAAUUAUGAGUUUUUAAAAAAGAAUCUCAUGAUUUGUAUUCUUUUCUCAUGUCACUUUAUUUCUUAUCUAAAAGUUCAUAUUGUAGACGACUCUUCCUAGGACCCCUCCUUAAUGCAGUGACGAAAGAAACUCAUAGGUUUAUUUGUAAAUUCAUACAUAGAUCAAAUUAAACCUUAUCAUUUUAAAAAUCUUUUAACAAGAAGUCGGUGAAUUAUUUACGUAAUACAUGAGAAAAAAUAGUCUAUUAAAAUGGUAGUAACAUUUAUCUAAUUUGUAUUUAAUUAAGAAAUAGCAAGUAAUAUAUAAUAAUAUUUAAAAUACUUUUCUAUUUAUUCCUAAGCGUAUAUAAACAAGAUAUCUUUCUUUGUGUGUUCUAAUGCUAAUAAAUGCGAUUUAAUAGCUAUAUUUUUUAGUAAGAACGUAGUUAUUUUACAGGAGUGGACUUUUUCCAACAGUUUUGGACUGUAGUAGUUAAGUUAUUAUUUUUUACUGUUUCCAACAAAGUAUUUUAAUUAUUGUUAUGUAUAUUAACGUUUUUCUUUAAUGUAAAUUAUUCUAAUAUAAUUAAUAAAACUUGUAAACGCAAUAAAUUAUGUAGGUUUCGUUAUCAGCCAGAUGCAGUUCUUUUGACCUUGCCUUUGUCUUUUUUGU